Molecule: messenger RNA, 663 nt
Organism: Drechmeria coniospora
Lineage: Eukaryota; Fungi; Ascomycota; Sordariomycetes; Hypocreales; Ophiocordycipitaceae
Exons: 1
Coding region: 1-663 (220 amino acids)
Source: RefSeq, a predicted model, not a curated record
AUGUACAGCUCCAUCGCGCAUGUACCCCAUGCUCGCAGCGCAGCUGCAGCUGCGUGGGCCGAGGGCAUGCACGAGAGAUCCAUGGGCCGCGGGACGGAACGCCAUGGGCAGGUGGGCACGAUUUGGCAUGGCACCAUGUGGAAUGGCCCGAUGUUGGCCGCCAUGGCACGAUACGACAGCCUUGGCCGUGGCGGGACGAUCGACGAGCCAUGGGCCAGAGAGGCCGGCCGCUGGGGAGGCCAGCACGAAGUCGAGCGGGUGACGAAGCCGAUGGUCCAACCGUCGUCGGCAAAGGUGGGACGGCGCCGUGCAUCGACGACACAGCAUCGACGGCGCGACUCUCGCCAACCCGCAAACGCAGCGAGCCAUCUCGACGCUGCAGUUGCACGGCCACGGCGUGCGUGUGGCAUGGGGGAGCAUGGCAUGGCACAGGUCAGGCCAGGAUGGGAUGGGAUGGGAUGCAUGGGGACUGCCGCACGGGGCACGGCGAUGCAUGGCCACGUUGGUGCACGACACGGAUGCGUCUGCAGGCAGGCGCAGGAGCCGGCGGCGCAGGUGCAGGAGCCGGCACAGGACGGAAAGGCAGGAACGGCUUGGAGGGACGGCCUCUCCCACUCGCUACCGUCCACCUGCUGCACUAUUAAUGCAAGUACGGUACAGUAA